Molecule: messenger RNA, 1144 nt
Organism: Corapipo altera (White-ruffed manakin)
Lineage: Eukaryota; Metazoa; Chordata; Aves; Passeriformes; Pipridae
Gene: CSNK2A2
Product: casein kinase 2 alpha 2
Exons: 10
Biological process (GO): regulation of chromosome separation; protein phosphorylation
Cellular component (GO): protein kinase CK2 complex; cytosol; nucleus
Molecular function (GO): protein serine/threonine kinase activity; ATP binding
Source: RefSeq, a predicted model, not a curated record
CCCCACCGCCCCUCUCCUCUUGGUGCCCGCAGCAAUCAGGACGACUACCAGCUGGUCCGAAAGCUCGGCCGAGGGAAGUACAGCGAGGUCUUUGAGGCCAUCAACAUCACCAACAACGAGAGGGUCGUCGUGAAGAUCCUCAAGCCAGUGAAGAAAAAGAAGAUAAAACGCGAGGUUAAGAUUCUGGAGAAUCUACGUGGUGGCACCAACAUCAUUAAUCUGAUUGACACUGUCAAGGAUCCAGUGUCAAAGACCCCUGCUCUGGUGUUUGAGUACAUCAAUAACACAGAUUUUAAGCAACUGUACCAGAUCCUGACAGACUUUGAUAUUCGGUUUUAUAUGUAUGAGCUGCUGAAGGCCCUGGAUUACUGUCACAGCAUGGGAAUCAUGCACAGGGAUGUCAAACCCCACAACGUCAUGAUAGACCACCAACAGAAAAAGCUGCGGCUCAUAGACUGGGGUCUGGCCGAAUUCUACCAUCCAGCUCAGGAAUACAAUGUCCGUGUGGCCUCCAGGUACUUCAAAGGACCAGAGCUCCUUGUGGACUACCAAAUGUAUGACUACAGCUUAGACAUGUGGAGUUUAGGCUGUAUGCUGGCAAGCAUGAUCUUCCGAAAGGAGCCCUUCUUCCACGGCCAGGACAAUUAUGACCAACUGGUUCGCAUCGCGAAGGUCCUGGGCACAGAUGAGCUCUAUGGGUAUCUCAAGAAGUACCACAUAGAACUGGACCCACACUUCAAUGACAUCCUGGGCCAGCAUUCCCGGAAGCGCUGGGAGAACUUCAUCCACAGCGAGAACAGACACCUGGUCAGUCCUGAAGUCCUCGACCUCCUGGACAAGCUCCUGCGAUAUGACCAUCAACAGAGGCUGACUGCCAAGGAGGCCAUGGAGCACCCCUAUUUCUAUCCAGUGGUGAAGGAGCAGUCCCAGCCCAGCUCAGAAAACGCUGUGCUCUCCAGUGGCAUGACAACAGCGCGAUGAGGACUGGAAAACGACGGGUAAUUCAAGAUGUUUACAAAUAAAAGCAAAACCUUCGGUCACACAGUGAAGGGAAAAGAACCAAGGACCCCCCCCUCCUUCCCCUCCCCUUUAUACUCGGCAGAAAUCUAACCUUGGGGGGGGUCAUAAACCUCAGUUCCUCUCU